AUGGAUUUAAAUAAUUUGGCUAUGGUUUGGGCUCCGAAUUGCCUAAGAUGUCCAUCAGAUGACUUAAAAGUGAUAUUUACUAAUACACAAAAGGAGAUGGAAUUUCUAAGAACGCUAAUGCUCAAUUUAGAUACUGAAAGUGUUAAUGGUAAUUAUAAACUGAAAGAUUAUUUUUCUUUGAGACAUUCACUUCAUAUUAAUAAAACUAAGUUGCUUAUUCGUGGCGGAACUGUGGUCAAUCAUGAUCGAAGUUUUGAAGCGGAUGUCUUGUGUGAAAAUGGCAUAAUCACAGAAGUCAGGGAAGGAAUCGAAGCACCUGAUGCUGAAAUUGUCGAUGCUACCGGAAACUUAGUUAUGCCGGGUGGAAUCGAUACCCAUACCCAUAUGCAAUUACCUUUCAUGGGUACUGUUGCUGUCGAUGAUUUCUACUAUGGUACAAGAGCUGCCGUUGCCGGAGGGACAACAAUGAUAAUUGACUUCGUCCUAGGACCUAAUGGCGAACCACCAUUGCAAUCCUAUACAAAAUGGCGACAGUGGGCAGAUGAGAAAGUUUGCUGCGAUUAUUCACUUCAUGUUGGUAUCACAUGGUGGAGUGAUAUCGUUGCAGAGGAUAUGGAAAUUUUAACUAAAAGCAAAGGCAUUAAUUCCUUCAAGAUGUUUAUGGCUUACAAGGGUGUCUAUCAGUUAGAUGAUCAUGAACUAUUACAAGCCUUUAAGAGGUGCAAAGAAUUGGGAGCUUUAGCUCAAGUUCAUGCAGAAAAUGGUGAUAUUAUAGCUGAACAAUCUAAGAAAAUGAUUGAGUUAGGUAUAACCGGUCCUGAAGGCCAUGAAAUGUGCCGACCUGAAGAGGUAGAAGGAGAAGCUACCAACAGGGCAAUUGUCUUAGCAAAUCAAGUUAACUGUCCGUUAUAUGUGGUUCAUGUCAUGAGCAAAAGUGCUGCUGAUGCUAUUGUUUCCGCAAGACGGAGAGGUUGUGUCGUAUUUGGUGAGCCAAUUGCUGCUGGUUUAGGUUGUGAUGGUACAAAUUAUUGGAAUAAAGACUGGCGCCAUGCGGCUGGCUUUGUGAUGGGACCACCAAUAAGACCCGAUUCGUCAACACCGGACUAUUUAAUGAAUUUGCUAGCAUGUGGAGAUUUACAAACUACUGGUACCGACAAUUGCACAUUUUGUGCCGAACAAAAAGCUCUUGGCGCAAACGAUUUCAGAAAGAUUCCUAAUGGAGUGAAUGGAGUUGAAGAUCGUAUGUCUGUCAUUUGGGAGAAAGGAGUUCAUUCCGGUAAAAUGGAUCCUUGUCGUUAUGUGGCCGUAACCAGCACUAAUGCAGCCAAGAUAUUUAACUUUUAUCCACGGAAGGGCAUUAUUGCAGUCGGAUCUGAUGCUGACAUUGUUGUUUGGGAUCCAAAUGCGAAGCGUACAAUUUCAUCUAAAACUCAUUAUCAGGCGGUCGAUUUUAAUAUUUUUGAAGGAAUGGAAUGCCAUGGUGUUACGGUAGUGACAAUAAGUCGUGGCAAAGUGGUUUAUGAUCAUGGUCAGAUGAAGGUUGUUAAAGGUUCCGGACGUUAUAUACCCCGUCAAUGCUUUGCUGAUGCAGCCUAUAUGCCAAUCUUACAGAGGGAUAAAGUUUGCCAACCUCAAAAGGUCGAACGAGAACCGUAUACGGGCCCAGUCGUUAGUAUACCCUAAUGUAUCCACUGAAAUUACUACUCUUUCGUUGUCAUAUAGUCUCUAUUUCUAGAGAUUUUCAUCUAUCAAUGACCUUUAUUUUUUCAUUUUUUUAGUAGAGUAAAGUGUUGAUUCUCUCUUAAUGACAGCGUUAAAAGUUACACGAGUAUCGAUC
Molecule: messenger RNA, 1837 nt
Organism: Trichoplax adhaerens
Lineage: Eukaryota; Metazoa; Placozoa; Uniplacotomia; Trichoplacea; Trichoplacidae
Exons: 19
Coding region: 1-1683 (560 amino acids)
Biological process (GO): pyrimidine nucleobase catabolic process
Cellular component (GO): cytosol; cytoplasm
Molecular function (GO): dihydropyrimidinase activity
Source: RefSeq, a predicted model, not a curated record